Cavia porcellus (domestic guinea pig) is the source of this 2612-nucleotide messenger RNA. It is a transcript of the gene Kifc1, whose product is annotated as kinesin family member C1. Gene Ontology annotation, molecular function: microtubule motor activity; ATP binding; microtubule binding. The transcript has 11 exons. The coding region runs from base 422 to 2311 and encodes 629 amino acids. The record is from RefSeq and is a predicted model, not a curated record. NCBI's taxonomy places the organism in Eukaryota, Metazoa, Chordata, Mammalia, Rodentia, Caviidae. Gene Ontology annotation, biological process: microtubule-based movement.
GAUCUGGUCCACCUCACAAACAGCAAUGUGACCUUGUCCUGUAUUUGACACCGAUCCUUUCCAAAUCUGUGCCCUUCAGCUAUCUUGCAGAUAAACGCGAAGCACUUGGUAAGAACUCAGUGAACUUUUGCCACUGGUGGACGAGAUAAUGCACAUUCAGUCUGAAAAGCAUAAAGCACUCCACAAGUGGAAGCAGUAAGCCCAGCGUGCGAGCCCCCAACGGUUCACCAGCACCAGCCACAGUGCCCAGCUUCGCAGAGGACGGGUGAGAGGGGACUGCAGAGAAACUUCCGGUUCCGUGGAGCUCCAGAGGCCCCCGCUGCUGGAAGUGAAGGCAAACACAGAGCUGAAGAAGAGCCUGGCCAAGGCCCCCUCCCGGCUUCCUCUCUCGGGAAGCAGGCUCAAGAGGGGCCCAGAGCAGAUGGAGCCGGCCUUGGAGCCUGCGAAGAAACGGACGCGAGGCCUGGGUCCAGCACCCAAAAUCGACACCUUGUGUCCAAGGGCACCGCCGCUCAGCACAGCUUCGCAGAGCCAAGGCCAAGCUGCAGCUCAAAGAUUUCCCAGGAAGACAGGACCAUGCCCCCCAAGUACAGUGCUGAAGAAUCAGAGGCUGGUCCCCCCUGCUCCUGCCCAGAAGCCUGCUGCAUCCACUGCUCCUCCUGUGGUGGGAGGCAAGAAGCCUGGCAGACGUCCUGGCUGGGACCUAAAGGGUCAGCUAUGCGACGUCAACGCAGAGCUGAAGCGCUGCCGAGAGAAGACACAGACACUGGACCAGGAGAACCAGCAGCUGCGGGCCCAGCUCCAAGAGGCCCAGCAGCAGGCCAGUGCCCUAGGGACGGAGCGCAGCAGCUUGGAGGGGGAGCUGGCCAGGGUGCGGGCCCAGGCUGAGCAGGGCCAGCGGGAACUGGGGAGUCUGAGCGCCAGAGUGCGGGAGCUGGAAGAGCGGCUGAGCACGCAGGAGGGCUUGGUGCACACGCUCCAGAAAGAACAGCUGGAGCUGCAGGAGGAGCGGAGGACACUGACCACCCAGCUGGAGGAGCAGGAGAGGCGGCUGCGGGCAUCAGAAGCGGCGCUGUCGAGCAGCCAGGCGGAGGUGGCAUCGCUGCGGCAGGAGACCACGGCCCAGGCAGCCUUACUGGCUGAGCGAGGAGACCGCCUCCAUGCGCUGGACAUGGAGCGCCGGCGGCUGCACAACCAGCUGCAGGAACUGAAGGGCAACAUCCGGGUAUUCUGCCGGGUCCGCCCUGUUCUCACAGGAGAGCCCAGCCCGGCCCCUGGGUUCCUCGUGUUCCCCGCUGGGCCUGGGGGGCCCGCCGACAUCCCCACCCGCCUUAGCCUCACGCGCUCUGACGACCGGCGCGGCACCCUGACGGGGGCUCCAGCCCCACCUACCCGCCACGACUUCUCCUUUGACCGAGUGUUCCCACCAGAAAGUAGGCAGGACGAAGUGUUUGAGGAGAUCGCCAUGCUGGUCCAGUCGGCCCUGGAUGGGUACCCAGUGUGCAUCUUUGCCUACGGCCAGACUGGAAGCGGCAAGACCUUCACGAUGGAGGGUGGGCCCGAGGGAGACCCCCAGUUGGAGGGGCUGAUCCCACGGGCACUGCGGCACCUCUUUGCUGUGGCUGAGGAAAUGAGCAGCCAGGGCUGGGCAUACAGCUUUGUGGCAAGCUAUGUAGAGAUCUACAACGAGACUGUCCGCGACCUGCUGGCCACUGGGUCCCGGAAAGGCCAAGGAGGCGAGUGCGAGAUUCGCCGGGCAGGACCAGGGAGUGAGGAGCUUACUGUCACCAAUGCCCGCUAUGUCCUUGUCUCCUGUGAGAAAGAGGUGCGCACCCUGCUUCAGCUGGCCCACCAGAACCGGGCUGUGGCCCGCACCGCCCAAAACGAGCGCUCCUCCCGCAGUCACAGCGUGUUCCAGCUGCAGAUUUUCGGGGAGCAUGCUGCCCGGGGCCUGAAGUGUGGGGCCCCUCUCAACCUUAUAGACCUGGCUGGGAGUGAGCGACUGGACCCCAGCCUCGCCCUGGGCCGUGAAGAGCGGGACCGCCUGCGGGAGACACAGGCCAUCAACAGCAGCCUGUCCACACUGGGGCUGGUCAUCAUGGCCCUGAGCAACAAGGAGCCCCACGUCCCUUACCGGAACAGCAAGCUCACCUACCUGCUGCAGAGCUCCCUGGGUGGCAGUGCCAAGAUGCUCAUGUUUGUGAACAUUUCCCCGCUGGAAGAGAACGCCUCCGAGUCCCUCAAUUCUCUGCGCUUCGCCUCCAAGGUGAACCAGUGUGUUAUUGGUACUGCCCAGGCCAACAAGAAAUGAAGAUGAAGCCUGAGCCUCUCUGUGCUUUGUCCGUGUGUCUGUAUUGGAAGGAGACAGAUUUCUGCAGGAUGAUUUGUUGGGUGAAGGGCACUAUGUACUCUGUUUAUCAAAUAAAGAACACUGCUGGGCGUGAUGGCACGCUCGCCUGUAAUCCCAGCACUGCAAGAAUGAGGCAGGAGGAUCACUGACUUUGAGGCCAGCCUGGGCUACCCAGCGAGACCCUGUCUCAAAAAACAAAAAUACUAGGCACCCCUCUAAGGUUGUUGCUCUUUAAAUAAAGGUUUUAUUAGCAGUUGCCAGA